This is a messenger RNA of Cavia porcellus (domestic guinea pig), 1242 nucleotides long. Its product is annotated as dehydrogenase/reductase SDR family member 7. Gene Ontology annotation, molecular function: oxidoreductase activity. Lineage: Eukaryota; Metazoa; Chordata; Mammalia; Rodentia; Caviidae. The record is from RefSeq and is a predicted model, not a curated record. Bases 53 to 1066 code for a protein of 337 amino acids. The transcript is spliced from 7 exons.
GCCUGGCCGGGGCCGUGUAGUUCUGGAGACCCAGGGAUCCUUGCGGGCCGCAAUGGUUUGUGCGCUGCUGUUCUUGGUCCCCGCGCUGUGGGCGCUGCUGCUCUUGGGCUUGUGGUUCUUCCUGCGGGCCGAUGGUGACCUGACACUGCAGUGGGCCAAGUGGCGGGGCCGCUGCCCAGAACAAGAGCUGACUGGCUCGGUGGUGUGGGUGACAGGGGCCUCAAGCGGAAUUGGUGAGGAGCUGGCUUACCAGUUGAGCAAACUGGGAGCGUCUCUCGUGCUGUCGGCCAGAAGAAAGCAUGAACUGGAGAGAGUGAAAAGACAAUGCCUGGAGAAUGGCAAUGUAACAGAAAAAGAUAUCCUCAUUCUGCCUCUGGACCUGAUGGACAGAAGCUCCCAUGAAGCGGCUACCAAAGCUGUUCUCCAGAAGUUUGGGAGAAUUGACAUUCUGGUCAACAAUGGAGGAAGAUCCCAACGUUCUUUGUGUAUGGAUGCCAGCAUGGAUGUCUUCAAGGAGCUAAUGGAAAUUAACUAUUUAGGAACAGUGUCCUUGACCAAGUGUGUUCUGCCUCACAUGAUAGAGAGGAAGAAAGGCAAAAUUGUGACUGUGAAUAGCUUUACAGGGAUUGUAUCAGUGCCUCUUUCCAGUGGAUACUGUGCCAGCAAACAUGCUCUGCGGGGUUUUUUAAAUUGCCUCCGAGCUGAACUUUUCGAAUAUCCAGGCAUAGUUGUUUCUAAUGUUUGCCCAGGACCUGUGCAGUCACAGAUUGUGAAAAAUGCCCUAACCGAAGAAGUUACAAAGAUUGUGGGCAAUAGUGGUGACCAGUCAUACAAGAUGCCAACUAGUCAUUGUGUGCGGCUGAUGUUGAUCACCAUGGCCAAUGAUUUGAAAGAGGUUUGGAUUGCAGAUCAACCUUUUUUGUUGAUAGCAUAUUUGUGGCAAUAUAUGCCAACCUGGGCCUGGUGGAUAACUAACAAGUUUGGAAAGAAAAGGAUUGAAAACUUCAAGAGUGGUGUGGAUGCAGACUCCUCUUAUUUUAAAUUCUGGAAGAAAAAACAUGACUGAAUGGAACACUUGCAGCUUCUAAGCUACUUCAAGGGAGAAGUUAAAAUCAUAUCCAUAGCAACCUGCCUAUGUUUUUCAAUACAAUUUUACUUUCAACAUGUAAUGAAUAAUAAAGAUGGCCAUGAAUCUUAUACUAAUACAUGCUAUGUUCUUGAAUAAACGAAUAUUGAAAAAUG